Rasamsonia emersonii CBS 393.64 is the source of this 1467-nucleotide messenger RNA. RefSeq lists its product as uncharacterized. The annotation marks the transcript as partial. Gene Ontology annotation, biological process: transmembrane transport. Gene Ontology annotation, molecular function: transmembrane transporter activity. The transcript has 4 exons. Lineage: Eukaryota; Fungi; Ascomycota; Eurotiomycetes; Eurotiales; Trichocomaceae. The record is from RefSeq and is a predicted model, not a curated record. Gene Ontology annotation, cellular component: membrane.
AUGACAAUCCCAAAUCAACAAUCGCAGUCUCCUCCCCGUCGGUGGUACCACUGGUACGCGCCAGACGACUCUCCGGCCGAACGCAGGCUGAUCCUCAAGCUGGACGCGCUGAUCGUGCCUACAUAUGAUGCUCACGCUCGUGCAGACAAUGCCUACGUUUCCGGCCUCGCCGACGACCUCAACUUCCACGACAACCAGCUGGUCCAGUUCCAGACCAUGUACAUCGUCGGCGCCGCCGUUGGACAGAUCCCUUUCGCAUGGAUUUUCCCCCGGGUACCAAUGCACUGGCUCGUGCCGGGCAUGGAUCUUGGCUGGGGGAUUUUUACGCUGCUGCAGUAUCGUGUGAGCAGCUAUGCGGAGGUGAUGGCUUAUCGGUUUUUGGUGGGAUUAUUCGAGAGCGCCUACUUCCCCGCCGUCCACUACGUGUACGGCUCCUGGUACCGCGCCGACGAACUCGGCCGCCGCGGAGGCGUCUUCUACGUCGGGCAGAUGCUGGGCAUUCUGACGGCAGGCCUCAUCCAGGCCGGCGCGGCGCAGCAUCUCAACGGCGUGCACGGGCUGGCCGGUUGGCGGUGGAUGUUCAUCAUCACGGCGGUGAUGACCCUGCCGCUGGCCAUCGCAGGGUUUCUCGUCUGGCCGGGCACGCCGGACAAGCCGAAUCGCCUCGUGCUGAGCGAGGACGAUAUCACGCUGGCGAAAGCCCGUCUGAGGAACCACAGCCACCAGACGAAGUACUCGUGGGGCACCCUCCGCCGUGUCUUUACAGACUGGAAGGUCUACGUGCUGACCUUCUGGGACAUCCUGUUCUGGAACUCGGCCGUCUCCAGCCAGGGGGUGUAUCUGCUCUGGCUCAAAAGCCUCAAGCGGUACAGCACGGCGGAGCUGAACCAACUCUCGACAACAUCCCCCGCCCUGGGCAUCUUCUACGUGCUGUUCAUCUGCUUCGGCGCUGACCUCUUCCUCACGCGGGCGGGGGCCAUCACGCUCGCACACGUCUACAACAGCAUCGGGCUGCUGAUUCUCGUCAUCUGGAACGUGCCCGAAUCAGCGAAGUGGUUCGCCUUCAACACCAACUACGCCUGCGUCGCCAUGUCGUCGGUCCUGUACGGCUGGGCCAACGACAUCCUCAAGCACGACGUCGACGAGCGCGCCACGACGCUCAUCGUCAUGAACACCAUCGCCCAGUCCACCACCGCCUGGACGUAUCUGCUGACGUUUCCAACGUCCGAAGCUCCGCGGUUUCCGAAGGGAUAUCCGUUUACGUUGGCCAUGUCUUUGGCGCUGAUUGCGUUUACCUGGGUGGUCAAGUAUCUGCAUGAUCGGCAGGAGAGACAAUUCUCAGAGAAACAGCGGGCAGCACUCGCGCCAGACAGCGAAGAGGGGAUCAGCUCUGCUAUUGAGCAUGCUGUCGCGACGGAGACGGAAGAAGCAGCAGAUACCAAGGCAGGGAGGUUUCGGAGAGAAAUC